Messenger RNA from Lynx canadensis (Canada lynx), 3236 nucleotides. RefSeq names its product kinase suppressor of ras 2 (gene KSR2). The record is from RefSeq and is a predicted model, not a curated record. Lineage: Eukaryota; Metazoa; Chordata; Mammalia; Carnivora; Felidae. Gene Ontology annotation, molecular function: protein kinase activity; ATP binding. Gene Ontology annotation, biological process: protein phosphorylation. The transcript is spliced from 20 exons. Bases 363 to 3236 code for a protein of 957 amino acids.
CUCCUCCUCAUCCUCCCCCCCUCCCCCUCCUCCCUAAGUGUACAGACAGCAUCACCAUCCACCUGGUUUGCUUCUGAGAAACAGCAUCUCUCCUUUUCAGGGACCAGAGACUCAGAGAGAGGAGACAUUCUAAUGGAGUCUGCUUGAUACCCCAAAAUAAAAUAAUAAUUUGGCUCUUGUCCCCUCCUCCCACCCCACCCCCCUCAGCCCUGUGUGAGAUGUUGGGUUUCUUCUUCAUGAGACAUUGUUGAGAAGUCGCAGUGGUUGGAGAGCGUAGGGGGUAGACUACCUCUACUCCCCCCCCCCCCCUCUUUUUUCUCUCUGGGAGGAGGAGGAGGGGAAGGGGGCUUGCCGAGCAAGCGAUGGAUGAGGAAAACAUGACGAAAAGCGAGGAGCAGCAGCCUCUGAGUUUGCAAAAAGCCUUACAGCAGUGCGAGUUGGUCCAAAACAUGAUAGACCUGAGCAUCUCCAACCUGGAAGGGCUUAGGACCAAAUGUGCCACCUCCAACGACCUCACACAAAAAGAGAUCCGGACCCUGGAGAGCAAACUGGUGAAAUACUUCAGCCGACAGCUGUCCUGCAAGAAGAAGGUGGCCCUGCAGGAACGCAACGCCGAGCUGGACGGCUUCCCCCAGCUCCGGCACUGGUUCCGGAUCGUGGAUGUGCGCAAGGAAGUCCUAGAGGAAAUCACCCCUGGCCAGCUGAGUCUGGAGGACCUCUUGGAGAUGACAGAUGAGCAGGUGUGUGAGACUGUGGAGAAAUACGGAGCCAACCGGGAGGAGUGUGCCCGCCUCAAUGCCUCCCUCUCCUGCCUCCGCAACGUCCACAUGUCAGGAGGCAACCUUUCCAAACAAGACUGGACCAUCCAGUGGCCCACCACGGAGACGGGGAAGGAGAACAACCCCGUGUGCCCCCCGGAGCCCACGCCGUGGAUCCGCACCCACCUCUCCCAGAGCCCCAGGGUCCAGGCCAAGUGCGUCCAGCACUACUGUCACGCCAGCCCCUCGCCCGGGGCCCCCGUGUACACCCAUGUGGACAGGCUUACCGUGGACCCCUACCCGGGCCUGUGCCCGCCACCGCCGCUGGAGUCAGGCCACCGUUCCCUGCCCCCGUCGCCCCGGCAGCGGCACGCGGUCCGCACCCCGCCGCGCACCCCUAAUAUCGUCACCACCGUGACCCCUCCCGGCACACCACCCAUGAGGAGGAAGAACAAGCUGAAGCCCCCGGGGACCCCGCCGCCCUCCUCCCGGAAACUGAUCCACUUGAUUCCAGGUUUCACCGCCCUGCAUCGGAGCAAGUCCCACGAAUUCCAGCUGGGUCACCGUGUAGACGAGGCCCACACGCCCAAAGCCAAGAAGAAAAGCAAGCCCUUGAACCUCAAGAUUCACAGCAGCGUGGGCAGCUGCGAGAACAUUCCAUCUCAGCAGCGCUCGCCGCUCCUGUCGGAGCGCUCUCUCCGCUCUUUCUUUGUGGGACAUGCACCUUUCCUGCCCUCCACCCCUCCCGUCCACACCGAGGCCAACUUCUCUGCAAACACACUGUCCGUGCCGCGCUGGUCCCCGCAGAUCCCUCGUAGAGACCUCGGCAACUCCAUUAAGCACAGGUUUUCCACCAAGUACUGGAUGUCUCAGACGUGCACAGUCUGUGGAAAAGGAAUGCUUUUUGGCCUCAAGUGUAAAAAUUGCAAGUUAAAGUGCCACAACAAAUGCACCAAAGAAGCCCCACCCUGUCAUCUCCUGAUCAUCCACAGAGGAGACUCAGUCAUUUGUUUUACCCCUACGGAUCCAGCAAGGUUAGUCCGGACAGAGUCCGUCCCGUGUGACAUCAACAACCCUCUACGAAAGCCACCCCGGUAUUCGGACCUGCACAUCAGCCAGACGCUCCCCAAAACCAACAAGAUCAGCAAGGACCACAUCCCUGUCCCUUACCAGCCGGACUCGAGCAGCAACCCCUCAUCCACGACGUCCUCCACGCCCUCCUCGCCAGCACCCCCCCUCCCUCCCAGUGCCACGCCGCCUUCUCCCCUGCACCCUUCCCCACAGUGCACAAGGCAGAAGAACUUCAACCUGCCAGCGUCCCACUACUACAAGUACAAACAGCAGUUCAUCUUCCCAGAUGUAGUGCCAGUGCCAGAGACGCCGACCCGGGCGCCCCAGGUCAUCCUGCAUCCGGUGACCUCGAAUCCAAUCUUGGAAGGAAAUCCAUUACUUCAAAUUGAACUGGAGCCAACCUCAGAGAAUGAAGAGGGCCACGACGAGGCCGAGGAGUCGGAGGACGAUUUUGAGGAGAUGAACCUGUCCCUGCUCUCAGCCCGGAGCUUCCCACGCAAGGCCAGCCAGACCAGCAUCUUCCUGCAGGAGUGGGACAUCCCUUUUGAGCAGCUGGAGAUUGGCGAGCUCAUUGGAAAGGGCCGCUUCGGGCAGGUGUAUCACGGCCGCUGGCAUGGCGAGGUGGCCAUCCGGCUGAUCGACAUCGAGAGGGAUAAUGAGGAACAGCUCAAGGCCUUCAAGCGGGAGGUGAUGGCCUACAGGCAGACGCGGCAUGAGAACGUGGUGCUCUUCAUGGGUGCCUGCAUGAGCCCACCCCACCUGGCCAUCAUCACCAGCCUGUGUAAGGGACGGACUCUCUACUCUGUGGUGAGGGACGCCAAAAUCGUCUUGGAUGUCAACAAAACGAGGCAGAUUGCCCAAGAAAUUGUGAAGGGCAUGGGCUACCUGCACGCAAAGGGGAUCCUUCACAAGGACCUCAAGUCAAAGAAUGUCUUCUACGACAACGGGAAAGUGGUGAUCACAGACUUCGGGCUCUUCAGCAUUUCCGGGGUGCUGCAGGCCGGCAGGCGAGAGGAUAAACUCCGCAUCCAGAAUGGCUGGCUGUGCCACCUGGCACCAGAGAUCAUCCGCCAGCUGUCCCCCGACACAGAGGAGGACAAGCUCCCCUUCUCCAAGCACUCAGAUGUCUUUGCACUCGGCACAAUUUGGUAUGAACUCCACGCCAGGGAGUGGCCUUUCAAGACCCAACCAGCAGAGGCAAUCAUCUGGCAAAUGGGCACCGGCAUGAAACCCAACCUCAGCCAGAUCGGCAUGGGAAAAGAAAUCUCGGACAUUCUUCUCUUUUGCUGGGCCUUUGAACAAGAAGAAAGACCUACCUUCACUAAGCUCAUGGACAUGCUGGAGAAACUGCCAAAGCGAAACCGCCGCCUGUCUCACCCCGGACAUUUCUGGAAGUCUGCAGAGUAA